AUGAAAAGGGAGUUUGAAAUGACAGAUUUGGAAAAACUACAUCAUUUUCUGGGAAUUGAAGUUCAUCAAGGCAGAGAAGGAAUUUUUAUUUCUCAGGAGAAAUAUGCAAAUGAUAUUUUGAAGAAGUUUAAAAUGGAGCAAGCAAAUCCUGCAUCAACUCCAUGUGUUGCUGGAUUAAAGUUAAGCAAAAAUGGUGAAGGAAAACUUGUCAAUCCAAGUGUUUUUAGAAGUCUAGUUGGAAAUUUGAUGUAUCUAACGUCAACAAGGCCUGAUAUCAUGUUUGCUGUUAGUUUGGUGAGAAGAUUUAUGGAGAAGCCAUAUUCAAAUCAUUUGUGUAACACCCCGUCCUGA
Molecule: messenger RNA, 351 nt
Organism: Ziziphus jujuba (common jujube)
Lineage: Eukaryota; Viridiplantae; Streptophyta; Magnoliopsida; Rosales; Rhamnaceae
Exons: 1
Coding region: 1-351 (116 amino acids)
Source: RefSeq, a predicted model, not a curated record